CGAAGAGCAAGAGAGAAGGUGGAAACUGGACAGACACUGGCAGGUGGGAAGGUAACAAGAAGUGGGUGUCAUUGGGGCCCACGCAUCAAAGCAAGGUUGAAAAGAGAAAGAUUAAAGAAACCUAACCUGUAGAGCAUGACUGAGGUUGGAGAGGCGGGAGAAAGCUUACGGAAGAUCUCCUGAUGACAGGGCGCAGCACCGCGUUUACCACUGGGCACGUCAUGGGUGUGCGCCGCGUGCUGGUGCGGAGAGGCCUCCUUAGAAGGGACCUCUUUAUGACCAGGACUCUCUGCAGCCCAGGCCCUCGCCAGCCCAGAGAGAAAGGACCUGAGGAGGUGGCCCUGGGGCUGUACCACCGCCUCACAGCCCUAGGAAGAGCCCUGGGGCACAACAUUCGUCAGCGAGCGUCCUCCACUGCCACGACUUGGUGGGACAGAUAUGAAGAGUUUGUCGGACUCAAUGAGGUUCGAGAGGCCCAGGGAAACGUGACCGAGGCAGAGAAAGUGUUCAUGGUGGCGCGAGGGCUUGUCCGAGAGGCUCGGGAAGACUUGGAAGUUCACCAGGCCAAGCUGAAGGAGGUGAGGGACCGCUUGGACCGUGUCUCCAGAGAGGAUAACCAGUACCUAGAGCUGGCUACGCUGGAGCACAGGAUGCUGCAGGAGGAGAAGAGGCUUCGUGCAACCUAUCUGCGUGCCGAAGACUCAGAGCGAGAGAAGUUCUCCCUCUUCUCUGCCGCUGUGCGGGAAAGUCACGAGAAGGAGCGCACUCGAGCUGAGAGAACCAAGAACUGGUCCCUCAUUGGGUCAGUCCUGGGGGCCCUGAUUGGCGUGGCUGGCUCCACCUAUGUGAAUCGGGUGCGGCUACAGGAGCUGAAGGCCUUGCUCUUAGAGGCACAGAAGGGGCCUCUGAGCCUCCAGGAGGCCAUCCGAGAACAGGCAUCCAGCUACUCCCUCCAGCAGAGGGACCUCCACGACCUCAUGGUAGACCUAAGGGGUCUGGUACGAGCUGGGCCCGGGCAGAGCCCUGGGGCCCAGGCAGGUACUUCCCCCACCCGAGACAGAGACACGGAUGUCCUUUCAGCUGCCUUGAAAGAGCAGCUCAGCCAUUCCAGGCAGGUCCGUUCCUGUCUAGAGGGUUUACGAGAGCGGCUUGAUGGCUUGGAAAAGACGUUCAGCCAGACGGCUGAGGUGGUUCAGCUUGCAAAGGCUGCAGUGCAUCCAGGCCUGGUGGAGCCAGCAGAUGGGGCUCUGCCUGGCUCCUUGCUGGAGCAGGGGAACAUGAUCCUGGCACUCUCGGGCAUGGAGCAGAGGUUAGAAGCCCAGGUCAACAGGAACACCAUCUACAGCACACUGAUCACCUCUGUGACAUUUGUGGCCGCGCUGCCUGUGCUCUACAUGCUGUUCAGGGCCAGCUAGCCCCUGGACCCUCCUCCAGAGGCCCUGAGGGGAUAGGUGUGGCUGUGGAUUUAGAGAAUCCCAACAAUGAAGUGAGCCUUUGGGGUGCACGCAGCCUCACCCUGAGGCUGAGCACCAUCUGUGUGGCUGACCAGCGGGCAUACUUUGCUUUCUAGAAAAUGCUCCCUUAUGUUAAUUAUCAAAACUCUAUGCUAAUGUCCAAUUAAAAUGUCUUUGGGUUUGUGUUA
Enhydra lutris kenyoni (northern sea otter) is the source of this 1642-nucleotide messenger RNA. RefSeq names its product coiled-coil domain containing 51. NCBI's taxonomy places the organism in Eukaryota, Metazoa, Chordata, Mammalia, Carnivora, Mustelidae. The transcript is spliced from 5 exons. The record is from RefSeq and is a predicted model, not a curated record. Bases 183 to 1415 code for a protein of 410 amino acids.